AUGGGAAAUAUAACCGCACCAGGAUGUAUUAAGUGCUGCAAGAAAACACCGCCUGAUUCUAAAGAUGAUGAAGUUAAGGAAAAGGACAUUAACGAAGAAAAUCCAGAACGAGAACUGUGGAAUAGUAAGACCGAUUACCUGCUCUCAAUGGUUGGAUAUGCAGUGGGACUGGGAAACGUCUGGAGAUUUCCGUACCUUGCAUUCAAACAUGGUGGAGGUGCAUUUCUUAUCCCCUAUAUUAUUAUGCUGGCUCUGGCUGGCUUACCCCUUUGUUUUUUAGAAUGUUCACUGGGACAGUUUGCUAGCCUUGGCCCAGUUGCAUUAUGGAGGAUGGCACCUCUAUUUCAAGGUGUUGGUGUCACAAUGGUGUGUGUCUCGACAUUUGUUGCAAUAUAUUAUAAUGUUAUCAUUGCUUACAGUUUAUUUUAUUUAUUUGCCUCAUUCCGAAGUUAUCUACCAUGGUCUCAAUGCUUUCCGGAGUUUGCAGAUGUGUACUGUAUUAACAGCACGUCAGACAUAUGCAAUGUAACAAUGGGAGAUGGAUCAAUUGCAUUGCUGAAUAGAUCAGUGUUAAACGGGACCAAUCUCUCCUGCAUAGUUGAUGAAUCAAUGGAAUUACCAAGUAAACAAUAUUGGGAUAAAGUGGCUCUCUGGACAUCCAGCGGAUUAGAUGAGACAGGGAAGGUAGUGUGGCACCUGGCGCUCUGCCUGCUCCUGGCAUGGAUUUUAGUUGGGGCAUCAUUAGCUAAGGGAAUACAAUCAUCUGGAAAGGUGGUAUAUUUCACAGCACUAUUCCCAUACGUUGUCUUGUUCAUCCUUCUUAUCAGAGGAGCAACUCUAGAGGGAGCUAGAGAGGGAAUUGAAUACUACAUUGGACAAAAAUCUGAUAUCAAUAAACUUGCUUCUGGAGAUGUCUGGAGAGAUGCGGCCACCCAGAUAUUCUAUUCUCUAUCCACGGCUUGGGGAGGGCUGAUUGCACUGUCUUCUUACAACAAGUUCAAUAAUAACACCUACAUGGAUUCCAUUGUGGUCUGCGUUAUAAACUGUAUAACCAGUAUAAUUGCAGGGUUUGCCAUCUUUUCGAUCAUUGGACACAUGGCCUUUAUCUCGGGAAAACCUGUUGCAAAUGUAAUAGAUGAAGGUUUUGCUCUGGCAUUUAUUGCAUAUCCUGAAGCAUUGUCAAAGCUACCAGUAGCUCCCCUGUGGUCUAUUCUAUUCUUCUUUAUGCUGUUUACUUUGGGAUUAGACUCUCAGUUUGCUACCAUAGAAACAGUCACAACGGCAAUACAAGACGCUUUCCCAAAAGCAAUGCGAAAAAUGAGGAUUCCUAUCACCAUAGCAGUGUGUGCUGUGUUAUUUCUCCUUGGGCUGCCAUGUGUGACUCAGUCAGGAAUGUACUGGGUGGUCCUGAUUGAUACAUUUUGCGGCGGCUGGACCGUUCUGUUUGUGGCUGUGCUAGAGCUCAUUGGAAUGAUCUAUAUUUAUGGUGGCAACAGGAUAAUCGAGGAUAUAGAGAUGAUGUUGGGAAAGAAACACUGGAUAUUCUGGAUUUGGUGGAGAGCUUGCUGGUAUUUUGUAUCACCCGUGCUAAUAUUGGUCAUAUUAGCUUGGUCUUUGGCAACAUUUGUACCUCCUUCAUAUGGAAAAGCUGUUUAUCCUAAAUGGGGGAUAGUACUAGGAAGCCUCAUGUGUGCUUUCUGUCUAGUAUGGAUCCCUUUAAUUGCUGUGUGGAAAAUCAUAAAAACUCCAGGAACACUUUGGCAGCGCAUUGUGAAAUGCUGUAAGCCAGCUGACAAUUGGGGACCUGCUCUCGCGAAAAAUCGUACUGGGCGAUACGAACACAUGAACAAAGAGGCAGAUGUGGAGAUACCAGAUAUUAAGGGUGUUGAUAAUGACACAUUUCAAAGUGAAUGAGAGCAUUGUACUUUUUGUACUCACACUGCUAGGCUUUAUGUAAAUAAAUCAUA
This is a messenger RNA of Pelobates fuscus (common spadefoot toad), 1967 nucleotides long. Its product is annotated as sodium- and chloride-dependent neutral and basic amino acid transporter B(0+)-like. Gene Ontology annotation, biological process: sodium ion transmembrane transport; synaptic transmission, glycinergic; glycine import across plasma membrane. Gene Ontology annotation, cellular component: plasma membrane. Bases 1 to 1914 code for a protein of 637 amino acids. The record is from RefSeq and is a predicted model, not a curated record. The transcript has 14 exons. NCBI's taxonomy places the organism in Eukaryota, Metazoa, Chordata, Amphibia, Anura, Pelobatidae. Gene Ontology annotation, molecular function: glycine:sodium symporter activity.